This is a messenger RNA of Symbiodinium necroappetens, 765 nucleotides long. The record is from the annotation of a GenBank genome assembly. Lineage: Eukaryota; Dinophyceae; Suessiales; Symbiodiniaceae.
AUGGGCACCGGUGCAAGUGCGACCAUCGCCGAAACGGCAAAAAGCGUCUCCGAUGAUGAUUUGAAGGCCGCCUUCAAAGAUGUUUCGGCCGCCGACAGGAUGAGAAUAGCAGCGGCUGCAGUUGACGGGAUUGACCAGUAUGGAGCUGUUGCCGAUGGCGGUGGAGUAAAGAGCCCCGGACUACCAGAAGCACCGGCAGAUUGGAUCAAGGAAUGUCUCGAUUGCCACAACAAGUUCAGGGCGAACCACGGUGUGCCAGCCCUGGAGUGGAGUCACGAGUGCUAUGAGUUUGCGUUGCUGCAGGCAGAGGCAUGCCAGGCGUGGUACAAUGAGAUCAAGGUGUGGAAAGGCACCACGAAGGUGGGCAUGGCGAAGUCCAAGGAUGGCUGCUUCAUGGUGGCCAAUUACUUCCCAGGUGGCAACGUCACCAAUGAAGGAUACUACAAGGAGAACAUUCCAGCUCCCAAGGCCGAUAUGUGGGCCAAGCUCAUGGCGGUUGAGGUCGUUGAGAGCAAAUCGAAGCCACAGGUGGUGGACGCCAAUUUCGAUGCAACUGCAGAAUGCUCCAAGUCAGCGGUAACAGCGACAUCCAUGACAACAGAGAUGGAAGCCGCUCUUAAGGGCUGCCCUUUCAAGGAUUAUCUUGAAGACGUCAAGAAGGCUUUUGACAAGAACGGUAAAGUCACGGUCGAUCGGCAAGGUAAUGAUGUAAAGAUCGUGAUUGAAGUCGGCGAUGUGAUCAAUGAGCUGAACGGCUCCUGGUGA